GUGACACUGGCCUCAAGUGACAUCCUGGAAGCGUUCCGUACGAGGGAUGGCGAGCUGAUGUUGGCGGAUGAGACUUCCGACACAGAAGCAGAGUGGAGCUUGAGUGUUUGGCGUCUUCGGGGAAUUGAGGGCAGCUUCAUUUGGGAUGAAAUGAGGCCACGCGUCUCAUACUUGGACAGUGGAGUUCGGGUGUGGCGAGAUUGCUAUGUGGAGAAUGGGCAUGGAAAAAAAGGGAACGAGCUGCGCAGCAAGGGCAAUUGCCUGGGACAGCUGCUUAGAAUCAUGGAUUACGAUGACCUUCAGGAGCCAUUGCUGGGAUCACAAGCGUGUUCUGCUGAAGAUGAAGGUGAAUCGUAUGCCCGCGAACUGUGCGGAAAGUCAAAAGUCUCCUAUGGGGACGUGUGGGGAGCGAUCUUGAAGUCCUCUUUGAAGCCAAGGUCCACUGACCGGUCCAAGAUCACGGAGGGUUCCAAAGAGAAGCUGAGCGCUUGGACGUUACAGAUGUUCUUCCCUCUUUUCUGCCCUCUUUGA
This is a messenger RNA of Symbiodinium natans, 531 nucleotides long. NCBI's taxonomy places the organism in Eukaryota, Dinophyceae, Suessiales, Symbiodiniaceae. The record is from the annotation of a GenBank genome assembly.